This is a messenger RNA of Punctularia strigosozonata HHB-11173 SS5, 859 nucleotides long. RefSeq lists its product as uncharacterized. The record is from RefSeq and is a predicted model, not a curated record. The transcript is spliced from 3 exons. The coding region runs from base 1 to 309 and encodes 102 amino acids. NCBI's taxonomy places the organism in Eukaryota, Fungi, Basidiomycota, Agaricomycetes, Corticiales, Punctulariaceae.
AUGCUUGGCAUCCGGCGGCCAUGGCGCAUGAUAACGACGAGCGACAAGUUGACGAGGAGGGAUGCCCACGAGAGUGGAGGGGGUUUCAGCCUGGUGGGCACGCUCAGUGCUGGGGCCGGAACAACUAGCGUUUGCGUGAAGGCCAACCAGCGAUAUUCACAAGGGAAGGAAGACCGGAGAGGACGACCCGUCAAAAGCUUGCACCAUUCUCUCGUUGAAGAGACAGUACUGAAGAUGACCGAGGCCUCCGUUCUGAACGUCUUCGAAAGGGAUCGGGAGGAGGAGGAGGAUGAGGAGGAUGAGAAGUAAAAGAGAGCUUACCGGGCGUUGAUCGCAAGGUCCUUUAAAUCAGCGAGUCAUUUUGGCGCUCCGCAUUUCUGCGAUUGGUCCAGGCUCCGCUUCUGACGCACGCGCACGUGCCUAAGCGCCUAUCGGUGCUCUACCUCCCUCGACUGUCGCUUACACCUGGCCAACCAAGGAAAUCGGACAAUGAAGAUAAACAUAUCGCAUGUCGAGGACGCGUUGAGCCUUCGGUCGCCUGUCCUCUGACCAACAGUACCCCCUGAAGAAGGACCUGUACCACCGCCGCCACCGCACGUACCACCGGAAUGAUAAUAUCCACAGCGACAUUCAUGCCCAGAGCGUGUGACGCAGUGGAGAACGGUGCAAUGGUGCGGGCUGUUUGAUCCACGAAUCGAAACCUCGACUACCUGCCUCUCGUAUUGAGUGUGCGUUUGGCAGCGGCGCAGCUACUUGACCAAACAGACCGUCAGGAUUACGACAGUGGCCCGUGCGAGUUGAUACAGGGGAAAGAAGGGAGGAGGGCAUGCUUCAUGUCGGAGGGAUGGAGGUGGAUAUG